Molecule: messenger RNA, 669 nt
Organism: Knipowitschia caucasica
Lineage: Eukaryota; Metazoa; Chordata; Actinopteri; Gobiiformes; Gobiidae
Source: the annotation of a GenBank genome assembly
AUGGAAGACAAACGCAAAAAACGCAGUCCAAAGGUGUCCCUGCCUCAACCUCCCCCUCCGCCCAUCAAUCCUCGCAAACUCCCAGCUCUCCCGGCUCUCCCUGCUCUCCCUGCUCUCCCUGCCAGUAAGAGUGCCACCUUCUCCCUGGGCCUUCCCCAACCUCCAUCACCCAAAAACAGAGGCAAGUACAAGAGGUCCAUCGGAGCGCCAGGACAACCAAAAGACAUGCCUGCUGCCGUCAUCGCGCCUCCAAAAGUCACAAGACCACACAAGGAAAAGCCCAGGGCACCACAGCCGGCCGGGCCCAGUAAGGUGGUGCAGUCGUCCCCCCUGCAGCACUCCUUUCUGACUGAUGUUUCUGAUGUGAGGGAGAUGGAAGAAGGCCUCCUCAACCUCCUUAACGACUUUCACUCAGGAAAACUGCAGGCCUUCGGUAAGGUGUGUUCCUUCGAGCAGCUGGAGCAUGUCCGGGAGAUGCAGGAGAAGCUGGCCAGACUGCACUUCAGCCUGGACAGUCACGUAGAGGAACUGUCGGAGGACCAGAGGAAAGGAGCGUCUGACCACAACCUGGAGCACCUGCUGAGUAACCUUGAAGAACUAAGCACCUCCAUACAAAGGCUCAACUUGGCUGAGAACCAGGAUCUGGCCAAAACGUCUGCUCCCUGCUGA